AUGGACUGCCAUUUUUCUGUCUGGGGAGUUUUGGCCUUUCUGAGUUUGGCUCUGGUUGUUUCGUUGAUGCUGAAUAUUUCACACUAUAUGAAAACGAAGCAAGAGGCUAAAAUGUAUAAAGACUAUGAAGACAACAGUCCAAGCUAUGAUGACUAUUACACAGAAGAUGACCCAGUUUAUGGCAAUCUCAAUCAAGAUAUUUUAGAGGAAUGUUGUUACGAGCAGAUGAAGUCCCAGACUCAGAGGCCAGUUAACCAACAACAGGUGGAGCCUGCCAAUCAGAUGUGUUAUGCCUCACUUGAUCACAGCAUCAAGGGAAAAUGCAGAAAACCAAGGAGAAAGAUAGACUCUUCAUUAGAGGAGGAUGGAGAGGAAAGAUCGUCUAACCCCACCACGAUGGCUUCCAAAGUUAGCAUUUACCUCAACAGUGAGCAGCUGGCUGCUGAAAACACAGCAAACGCAGAAGCCAUUCAUGACGAUCCCAUCAGAUUAAUGAGUUUGAUUCAUACUACAAAAGGAGAGAACGUUUGAACAUAAUCAUAGAGAUCCACUUUUUCGUUCUGGAGGAACAUUGAAUGGUUAGGGAUAAUAUCCUGGCAAACUGUCAUACCAAACAAUGGUAUAAAGUGGGUAAGUUCCGUGUUCCAGAGUGUCUUCCAGGCACAUUUACAGACUAAGCAAGAAAUAAGAGCCAGACUGCCACUUUGAAGGACCUGCCCU
Messenger RNA from Phalacrocorax carbo (great cormorant), 720 nucleotides. The record is from RefSeq and is a predicted model, not a curated record. Lineage: Eukaryota; Metazoa; Chordata; Aves; Suliformes; Phalacrocoracidae.